AGUUUACAAUUCGCCGGUUCCUGCCUGCCAAUCAACGCGGUUAACAACGUUUAAUAAUCAUCCCACCCCACCCCCCUUGUUUCUUAUUUAUUCUCCGAUCCGAUCCGAUCCAGGGAAUUAUAAAUUCCCAAAAAGGAUUGGCGCAAUAUCUAUCAUUCCCAACCCUAAUUCAAUUCAGCUCUCUCUUUCUUUCGAUCUUCACAAAAUGAUGAUGGACGGAGAAUCCACCUCCUACCCACCUCAGCCGGUGCCGGUCCCGCCGGUGAUCAGCCCACAGUUCAUCGUUCCCUACCCGGUGGAUUUGGCGGUGGUGAGGAAAGUCAUGACUCUCCAGGAAGGCAAGUUCGAAGUCCUCGACAUCAACGGCACCGUCAUGUUCAAGAUAAAAAGCAAACUCUUAAGCAUCCGUGAUCGCCGCAUCUUGGUCGACACCAACGACACCCCCAUCGUCACUUUCCAACAAAAGAUAUUGACAGCUCACAGGAGAUGGCAAGCGUUCAGGGGAGAAAGCACAGAUCCGAAAGAUCUGCUCUUCAGCGUGAAGAAAUCAUCGCUGUUUCAACUGAAGACGAAGCUGGAUGUGUUCCUGGCGGGCAACACGAAAGGAGAGGUGUGCGAUUUCCACAUAAAGGGGAGCUGGCUGGAACGGUCGUGCGUGAUAUACGCGGGAGACUCGUCGACCAUUGUUGCCCAGAUGCACAAGAAGCACACGGCAGGGAGCGUAUUUCUGGGGAAAGAACAUUUCGGGGUGACGGUUUAUCCCAACGUUGAUUAUGCCUUUAUAGUGGCCUUGGUUGUAAUUCUUGAGGAAAUUAACCAGGACAGGUCGGGUGAGGACUAAGGUCACACAUAUCACAGAUGUAUAUGUGAAUAAUCUCUUGUUAAUCGUGAUGUUUAAUCAAAUUUUAUUUGAUUAUUUGUGGUUUACCAUCUA
Molecule: messenger RNA, 934 nt
Organism: Ipomoea triloba (trilobed morning glory)
Lineage: Eukaryota; Viridiplantae; Streptophyta; Magnoliopsida; Solanales; Convolvulaceae
Product: protein LURP-one-related 10-like
Exons: 2
Coding region: 206-841 (211 amino acids)
Source: RefSeq, a predicted model, not a curated record